Messenger RNA from Vespa mandarinia (Asian giant hornet), 867 nucleotides. RefSeq lists its product as uncharacterized. The record is from RefSeq and is a predicted model, not a curated record. NCBI's taxonomy places the organism in Eukaryota, Metazoa, Arthropoda, Insecta, Hymenoptera, Vespidae.
CUGGCAUAUAAAAAGCGCGAUUGAAAGCGGAGUAUGACACACUCGAGUCGACAGAACGCAAGAGCAACAACAAUGAGGAUCUUAGUUAUUUGUCUCUUCUUAGCCACAGCCGUAUUAGCCGGGAAGAAACAUGACAAACGUGGUUUGCUUUUAGGAGACUCCGUUGGUUAUUCAAACGGAAUUGGUUUGGGUGGUUACGCCACUGGUGGAUUAAAAUCUGGUCUAUAUUCCAGUGGAUUGAGUUCUGGAGUUAUCGGUUAUGGUCUCGAUUCCGGACUUGGUUCAGGAUUCUCGUUAAAUGGAGGUAGUUCAGGAGGUGUGAUAUUAGGAGCCAGACCUGAACGUAUAACCGGCGUCACCGUUCAUCGUGAAGUCCAAGUUCCUGUUCCAGUGCCGCAUCCUGUACCGGUCGAAGUAACAAGAACUGUACCAGUACCUCAUCCCGUUCCAGUUAGAGUUGAUCGUCCUUAUCCGGUACCAGUACCCCAUCCAGUUCCAGUCGAAGUUACUCGUCAUGUACCCGUUAAGGUCGACCGUCCUUAUCCUGUACCAGUACCUCAACCAGUUGAAAUCCGUGUACCUCAACCCGUACCUGUUCCAGUUCCCCAUCCAGUACCAGUUCCUGUCUCAGUUGGCCCAUCGAUUUCGUUAGGUUCUACAGGAGCUGGUAGCUUUUCAAGCGGAUUUUCAAGCGGACUAUCGACUGGAUUUUCAAGUGGUUACUCCGAUCUUGGAUCUAGCUUGGCCAGUGGACUUAGUUCUGGAAUAGAUGUCAGCAUUGGUCAUGGAUAUUCUUCUAACGGCGGUGGAUCGAUUAGCGGAGGAGACGCUGGAUAUUCUUAUCCUGUUCCAUCGAAGAAAUGGUGA